This is a messenger RNA of Atta colombica, 1512 nucleotides long. Its product is annotated as fatty acyl-CoA reductase 1-like. NCBI's taxonomy places the organism in Eukaryota, Metazoa, Arthropoda, Insecta, Hymenoptera, Formicidae. Gene Ontology annotation, biological process: long-chain fatty-acyl-CoA metabolic process. Gene Ontology annotation, molecular function: alcohol-forming very long-chain fatty acyl-CoA reductase (NADP+) activity. Bases 1 to 1512 code for a protein of 503 amino acids. The transcript has 9 exons. The record is from RefSeq and is a predicted model, not a curated record. Gene Ontology annotation, cellular component: peroxisome.
AUGACAGUUGAUUCAUCUAAAACGAUUCCUGCAUUUUAUGCAGGACAAAGUAUAUUUUUAACGGGUGCAACAGGAUUUCUGGGAAAAAUGUUGAUUGAAAAAAUAUUACGAUCUUGUCCAGAUGUUCGUGAAAUAUUUCUGUUGAUACGUUCUAAAAAAGAAUUAACUAUGAAUGAAAGACUCGAGAAAUUAUUAAAUUUACCGUUAUAUGACAAAUUGCGCAAAGAGCAUUUUUCACGUUUUGAGAAAAUAAUUCCAAUUUCUGGUAAUAUCAAAGAGAAAGAAUUAGAUUUAUCGGUUGCGGACAGACAAAUGCUGAUUGAAAGAGUAACUAUAAUAAUUCAUGCAGCGGCGGAUGUGAAAUUUAAUAAUAGUUUAAAAGAUGCCAUAUAUAUUAAUACCAGAGCAACAAGAGACGUCUGUAUUUUAGCUCAAAAUAUGAAGAAUUUAAAAGCAUUAGUAUACAUUAGUACAGCAUUUGCACAUUUUAAUAAAAUAUACAUAGAAGAAAAAGUGUACCCACCAAUAGCUGAUUGGCGGAAGAUGAUCGAAAUAGCCGAGACGUUGGAUGAGCAUACUUUGAACAUUUUCAUGAUUAAAUGUUUGCAUUAUGCUCCCAACACAUAUAUUUUUUCGAAGAACUUAGCGGAGAGUGUAAUACAGGAAUAUUCUUCCUCCUUGCCUUGUGCGAUUGUGAGACCAUCUAUUGUGGGGCCAUCGCUAGACGAACCUUUUCCAGGAUGGAUAGAUAACAUUUAUGGUCCAAUGGGUCUUUUCCUUAUUGGUGGAAAAGGAUUACUACGAGUAAGCUACUUAAAUAAAAUUGCUGCAGAAGAUAUGAUACCAGUAGACAUUGUGACCAAAACUAUAUUAAUCGUUAUUUGGAAGCUGAAAUUAAUCACGUAUGAUCAUCAAUUUAUAUAUACGAGUCCUUCACCUUUUGUUUUGAAUUGUACAAAUCAACAACGCAGUACAUAUGAACAAGAUAUAAAGGAAUUACUUGAUAUUAUAAUAAAAGAUGUACCUUUCGAAGCAACUGUCUGGACACCUAAUACAAUAUUAACCAAUAAUUUUGUUCAAUUCUAUAUAUUGACAAUAUUAUUGCAUAUUCUGCCAGCUAUAUUAAUAGAUCUGGUUUUAAAAUUUUCUAGGCGUCAACCUAUGUUAUUACAACUGUUAAGAAGAAUAUACGUGGCCAAUUGUGCUGUGAGUUAUUUUUCGUUCCAUAAUUGGGAAUAUAGCAAUGUAAAUAGAUUGUCUCUAAUGUCUCUAAUACCACCUGAAAACUGGGAGGAAUUUUCUUUUGACCGUUUCAAUCGCAAAAAUUAUAUGAAACAUAGUAUCAAAGGUGUAAAAAAAUUUCUUCUUCACGAAGAUGUAAAUCUUCUUCAAUUGGAUGCAGUCAAAGCACGUAAUAAAAGAGUGUUUCUACUUGUUAGAGUGAUAAAAACUAUCAUCUCUAUCGGUAUACUUUGGAUUAUGUAUAGAUGGUCUUUUAUGCAUUAUAAAUAA